Seminavis robusta is the source of this 2538-nucleotide messenger RNA. Lineage: Eukaryota; Bacillariophyta; Bacillariophyceae; Naviculales; Naviculaceae. The record is from the annotation of a GenBank genome assembly.
CGCAACACGACGUCGACAGCACCACGCAGCAACACUCUAGCAACUCUGAAAACAGCAAGAGAAACAAAAGAGUCGGAGGCUCGGAGGCAUCGUGGCAGCUUGCUAUCGGAACAACCCCACCCAAACCCUCCAACAGACCCAAGAUGUUGGCCCUGUACAUACAUUCACUGCUUCUCCUCUCGAUCCUCCACUCCGCCGCUGCCAUUGGAGGAGAAAAGGCCUUCUUCUCCACAGAGCUAGGAACUCCCAAUGUGACACACCGUCAAUCCGUUUGUGAUCGAUUUGAGGACUUCUACUUUAAUCGAGUGGAUCUGCGAAAUGCCCUUGAAGGCCUACAAUUACAUGUAGUUGUUGGUAACUAUCCAGGAGCGUACUUCAAUUAUGAUCCAGAAAAAGGUAUUGACGAAACUGAGCCUGGCGUGAUUCCGGUUAUCCUGGAUGAAUUGGGCAGGAGAGGAGGAUUCACAUGGCGAGAUAGCUUUGGCAUUUACACAGACCCAGGUCAACAUAACAUGACCUGGAAUGAAACACUUCACUGGACCAUGGAUACCUAUGAUUUAGUUGCUGAUUGGUGGACGAACAGUCGUGAACGAAUGCAUGAUGGUGUAGUUUUCAUUGAAGAGUUCGUCGACUCCAGUUUUGUUGUAGUGACCAGGGAUGCUGUCUUUGAGAGAAGCAGCAGUGAAGUCACCAUUUCCUCAUUCUUCAAUUGGCUCAAGCCCUACAGCUGGGAAGUGUGGGUCAUGACUCUCUUCACCAUUUUGCUGAGUGGGGUUGUAUUCCAGGUUCUGGAGUGGUAUGCUGGUGAACGGGAUGACAGAUCUGCCUGGGAAUGGUGGCUGGAAAAUGCCUAUCUAAGUUUCAUCAAUGCCACUCAAGCCUAUGAGUAUCAGCCCAAGUCGUUGCCAAGUCGACUCUUUGGCAUCAGCAUGGCUAUCUGGGCUUUGGUCAUGACGGCCACCUAUACUGCAAAUCUUGCAUCUCUCCUUGUGGAUCGGAAAGCCCCCGGACCACAGACCAUUGAAGAAGCUGUGGUGUAUCAAAAUAAAAUAUGCACAUGGGAAGGCACUCCAACAGAUUUCUUUGUCCGUGACACCUACAAGAAUGCCGUCCGUAUCCCCAAAAAGUCAGAACUGGAAUUACACCAAGGACUGCUCAAUGGAGAUUGCGAUUUCAUUCUAUCAAACCUUCAUAGCUGGAACAGAAACAAGGUCAUAGGAGAAUACAACCCAACUUGUGACCUUUACUUGCUAGGGGAUGGGAGGAAGGUCGCUGAAGUUGGAUCAGGAUUUGUUGUGAACGCUGACUCGGGAACACUUUGCACUGGAUUUAUCCGUGACGUUCUUAACCUGCUGAUGAGAGACAUUAUUGAAGAUGGCUUCCUGGAGCGGGCAUGGGAAAAUGAAUACAGGAGAACCCAAACAAUUGACUGCCUCACCUACAAACCAGGCAUGGAUUUCAGCAGUCCAAGUGGCAACGAUGUAGAUUCAGGCACACGACAAUUGCGGCAAGGGCACAUCCAGUCUCAGUCAUACCCUGGUGGCUCAGAAGGUUGGCGCAGGAUGCUCAAGGCAGGUGGAAGAAGUGGCGGUGGUGGAGCCGUGGCAGCCAUGACACCAGGUGGCGAGGAUGCUCAAAAACUCACCCUGGAACAGAUGAUUGGGACUUUUGUUUGUCACUGGUUCCUGAUGAUCAUUGCAAUAGUCAUUGCCCAUGCCACUGCAGUGUACGAUAAACACGCGAAAGAGAGAACAGAGCAAGCAGCCCAAGCAAUCGUCGAGCAUGGGAAAAAGAGAACAACAGAAGCAACCAAGGCAAUAGUCGGGACAAUCUCUAGCCACGUGCCUCAUGUACAUAUGCCUCAUGUGCAUAUGCCUUUCCACUACCAACCAGAUACAGACACCGAAGCACCAACAACCAGUUCUAGCAAAACCAACAGUGAUGAUGAUCCUGAUCCCAGUAAAAACACCGGCAACAAGAUGGUGGCCCGGAGAGAAGUGGACGAAGACACUACAAAGCAAAUUGCUGCCAUGCGAUCCGAAAUGCAAUCAGAGCUGCAAGUACUCAAGAAUCAAAUCAAUCAUCUGGUCAACAUAUCAUUAGCGUCGGAUGCAUAUAUGGGACGUUCGGCACGUUCCCAGUACCAAAGUCAGGGUGACGAAGCUGGCAUGGACGACUCAAAUGUCAGCACUGCCAGCAUGAUGCGUGGUCGCAUUCCCUCAUCGGAGCGGGCUGCGGGGUACCGAGCAUAGCUACUUUUGGAAUCAAUCCAGCCCGUUUUCCCUUGUUCGAUGGCGGAAAAUCUAAUGUUCUGUGGUGAGCGUAGAAGUUGGCCGAAUUUAGCUCUGCGGGUAGCUAGCAACCGUCUCCCUCGUGAACUGGGCCAACAAUCCCAGUACACGUUGUCUUUUUGCAUCGCUACUGAAGUGUAUAGGGCACGGCCAACAGGUUCCACCGGUACUACCGGUAUGCUUCCUCAGCAUCCAAAGCGGAAGUGAAUGGUACCGUAUCCAAGCUCGCGGCGUUUUUUCGGCCAGC